CUGGGAGGGAGGAAAAUGGCCGCCGGGUGUGGCGAGGGCAGCCCGCUGAAAGCCGCGGUGUCCCGGUUUCGCGUCCUCUAACGCGGCGGGGAGCAGGCUCUUUCGGCCGAACUGAGGGCGCCGUCCUCGGGCCGGGCUGAGAACGGUAUCGAAACGGAUAACUACAACGCUCUGUGAAAAUGUCGGUUCUGAUAUCACAGAGUGUAAUCAAUUAUGUAGAAGAAGAAAACAUUCCCGCUUUGAAAGCUCUUCUUGAAAAAUGCAAAGAUGUAGAUGAGAGGAAUGAGUGCGGCCAGACUCCUCUGAUGCUAGCUGCGGAGCAGGGCAACCUGGAGAUAGUGAAAGAAUUAAUUAAGAAUGGAGCUAACUGCAAUCUCGAAGAUUUGGAUAACUGGACAGCACUUAUCUCCGCAUCCAAAGAAGGGCAUGUACACAUUGUGGAAGAGCUGCUUAAAUGUGGGGUUAACGUGGAGCACCGUGACAUGGGAGGGUGGACCGCUCUGAUGUGGGCGUGCUACAAAGGCCGCACUGACGUGGUGGAGCUGCUGCUUUCCCACGGGGCCAACCCCAGCGUCACUGGUCUGCAGUACAGCGUUUACCCCAUCAUCUGGGCAGCCGGGAGGGGCCACGCGGACAUCGUGCAUCUCCUCUUGCAAAAUGGGGCUAAGGUCAACUGCUCCGAUAAGUAUGGAACCACCCCUUUAGUUUGGGCUGCACGAAAGGGGCACUUGGAAUGUGUAAGACAUUUACUGGCCAUGGGAGCUGAUGUUGAUCAGGAAGGAGCUAAUUCAAUGACUGCCCUUAUUGUGGCAGUAAAAGGAGGCUACACACAGUCAGUCAAAGAAAUCCUGAAGAGGAAUCCAAAUGUAAACUUAACAGAUAAAGACGGAAACACAGCUUUGAUGAUCGCAUCGAAAGAGGGACAUACAGAGAUUGUACAGGACCUGCUCGAUGCUGGGACAUAUGUGAACAUACCCGACAGAAGUGGGGACACCGUGUUGAUCGGUGCUGUCAGAGGUGGUCAUGUGGAAAUCGUUCGAGCCCUUCUCCAGAAGUAUGCAGACAUAGACAUUAGAGGCCAGGAUAAUAAAACUGCUUUGUAUUGGGCGGUUGAGAAAGGAAAUGCAACCAUGGUGAGAGAUAUCUUACAGUGCAAUCCCGACACGGAAAUAUGCACAAAGGAUGGUGAGACGCCGCUGAUAAAGGCUACCAAGAUGAGGAACAUCGAAGUGGUCGAGCUGCUGCUCGAUAAAGGAGCCAAGGUGUCUGCUGUGGAUAAGAAGGGAGACACUCCCCUGCACAUCGCUAUCCGCGGCCGGAGUCGGAGGCUGGCAGAGCUGCUCCUGAGGAACCCCAAGGACGGACGCCUGCUCUAUAGGCCCAACAAGGCCGGCGAGACGCCGUACAACAUCGACUGCGGCCACCAGAAGAGCAUCCUGACGCAGAUAUUCGGAGCCAGACACUUGUCUCCGACCGAAACGGACGGCGACAUGCUGGGCUACGACCUGUACAGCAGCGCCCUGGCGGACAUCCUCAGCGAGCCCACCAUGCAGCCGCCCAUUUGCGUGGGGCUGUACGCACAGUGGGGAAGCGGGAAGUCCUUCCUGCUCAAGAAGCUCGAAGAUGAAAUGAAGACUUUCGCAGGACAGCAGAUCGAGCCUCUCUUCCAGUUCUCGUGGCUCAUAGUGCUCCUCACUCUGCUGCUGUGUGGGGCACUGGGCCUGCUCUGCGCGUUUACGGUCGACCUGAACCUGGGCGUAGCUGUGUCGCUGAGCUUCCUGGCGCUUCUGUACAUAUUCUUCAUUGUCAUCUACUUUGGUGGACGGAGGGAAGGAGAGAGUUGGAACUGGGCCUGGGUCCUCAGCACUAGACUGGCGAGGCACAUCGGGUACUUGGAGCUCCUCCUCAAACUGAUGUUCGUGAACCCGCCCGAGUUGCCGGAGCAGACCACUAAAGCCCUGCCUGUGAGGUUUUUGUUCACCGAUUACAACAGGCUGUCGAGCGUAGGCGGAGAGACCUCGCUGGCUGAAAUGAUAGCCACCCUCUCAGAUGCUUGUGAAAGGGAGUUUGGCUUUUUGGCUACCAGGCUUUUUCGAGUAUUCAAGACUGAAGAUACCCAGGGUAAAAAGAAAUGGAAGAAAACUUGCUGCCUCCCAUCCUUUGUCAUCUUUCUCUUCGUCAUCGGCUGCGUCAUCGCUGGAAUCACUCUUCUGGCCAUAUUCAGAGUUGACCCAAAGCACCUGACGGUGAACGCCGUGCUCAUAGCCAUCGCGUCUGUGGUGGGACUGGCCUUCGUGCUGAACUGUCGGACGUGGUGGCAAGUGCUGGACUCGCUCCUGAAUUCUCAGAGGAAACGCCUUCAUAAUGCCGCCUCCAAGCUGCACAAGCUGAAAAGUGAAGGGUUCAUGAAAGUCCUGAAGUGCGAGGUGGAGUUGAUGGCCAGGAUGGCAAAAACCAUCGAUAGCUUCACGCAGAACCAGACGAGGCUGGUGGUGAUCAUCGACGGGCUCGACGCCUGUGAGCAGGACAAGGUCCUCCAGAUGCUGGACACCGUCCGAGUUCUGUUUUCAAAAGGCCCGUUCAUCGCCAUUUUUGCAAGUGAUCCACACAUUAUUAUAAAGGCCAUCAACCAGAACCUCAACAGCGUACUUCGGGACUCGAACAUAAACGGCCAUGACUACAUGCGCAAUAUCGUCCACUUGCCUGUGUUCCUGAACAGUCGUGGGCUGAGCAAUGCCAGAAAGUUUCUUGUAACUUCAACCACCAACGGAGACAUCCCGUGCUCAGACCCUGCAGGGAUACAGGAAGACGCUGACCGGAGAGUUUCACAGAACAGUCUUGGAGAGAUGACGAAACUCGGUAGCAAGACUGCCCUCAAUAGACGGGACACGUACCGAAGGCGGCAGAUGCAGCGGACCAUCCCUCGGCAGAUGUCCUUUGACCUCACAAAACUGCUGGUGACCGAGGACUGGUUCAGUGACAUCAGCCCUCAGACCAUGAGACGAUUGCUGAACAUAGUCUCUGUGACAGGGCGAUUACUGAGAGCCAACCAGAUCAGUUUCAACUGGGACAGGCUGGCUAGCUGGAUCAACCUCACCGAGCAGUGGCCCUACCGCACUUCCUGGCUCAUACUGUACUUGGAGGAGACGGAGGGGGUUCCAGACCAGACGACACUCAAGACCAUCUAUGAGAGAAUAUCAAAGAAUAUUCCAACAACUAAAGAUGUCGAGCCACUACUUGAAAUCGAUGGAGAUAUACGAAAUUUUGAAGUGUUUUUGUCUUCAAGGACCCCAGUUCUCAUAGCUCGUGAUGUGAAAACCUUUUUGCCAUGCACUGUAAACCUAGAUCCCAAACUCCGGGAAAUUAUUGCAGAUGUCCGUGCUGCGAGAGAGCAGAUCAACAUAGGGGGGCUUGCCUACCCCCCACUCCCUCUACACGAAGCCCCUCCUCGUGUGCCGUCGGGGUACAGCCAGGCCCCGUCCGUCUGUUCUUCUUCCACUUCCUUCAACGGGCCAUUCGCCGGGGGGGUGGUGUCACCACAGCCUCACAGCAGCUACUACAGCGGCAUGACCGGCCCGCAGCACCCCUUCUACAACAGGCCAUUCUUUGCCCCAUAUCUUUACACGCCAAGGUAUUUCCCUGGCACUUCCCAACAUCUCAUCUCACGUCCAUCAGUAAAAACGAAUUUGCCCAGAGAUCAGAACAAUGGCCUAGGAUCCGGCCCAGCCUCAGGACCGGUGGUGUCACUGAACUCGAUGAAUGUGGACGCCGUCUGUGAGAAACUGAAGCAAAUCGAAGGGCUGGACCAGAGCAUGCUGCCUCAGUACUGCGCCACCAUCAGAAAGGCAAACAUAAAUGGCCGUGUCCUAGCUCAGUGUAACAUCGACGAACUGAAGAAAGAGAUGAGUAUGAAUUUUGGAGACUGGCACCUUUUCAGAAGCACUGUACUAGAAAUGAGAAACGCAGAAAACCAGGUGGUCCCUGAAGACCCACGCUUCCUGAGUGAGAACAGCAGCGCCCCGGCUCCUCAUGGGGAGUCAGCUCGUCGGUCCUCGCACAAUGAGCUGCCUCACACCGAGCUUUCUAACUACACGCUGAACUUCAGCUUUGAGGAGCUGAAUACGCUGGGCCUGGACGAAGGUGCCCCACGCCACAGCAAUCUCAGCUGGCAGUCACAAACUCGCAGAACCCCAAGUCUUUCAAGUCUCAAUUCCCAGGAUUCCAGUAUUGAAAUUUCAAAGCUUACCGAUAAGGUGCAGGCCGAGUAUAGAGAUGCCUAUAGGGAGUACAUUGCUCAGAUGUCCCAGUUAGAAGGGGGGACAGGGUCCGCGACCAUCAGUGGCAGGUCCUCCCCACACAGCACAUACUGUAUGGGUCAGAGCUCGUCGGGGGGCUCUAUCCAUUCUAGCCUAGAGCCCGAGAAAGGGAAGGAGAGCGAGCCCAAGCAGGAUGAUGGGCGGAAGUCAUUUUUAAUGAAGAGGGCAGAUGUGAUAGAUUACUCAUCGUCAGGGGUUUCCACUAACGAUGCCUCACCUCUGGAUCCGAUCACCGAAGAGGAUGAGAAAUCUGACCAGUCAGGCAGUAAGCUUCUCCCAGGCAAGAAGUCCUUAGAAAGGUCCAGUCUGUUUCAGACAGACUUAAAGCUUAAGGGGAGUGGACUGCGCUAUCAGAAACUUCCAAGUGACGAGGAUGAGUCUGGCACGGAGGAGUCAGAUAACACUCCCCUGCUCAAAGAUGACAAAGAUAAAAAAGCUGAAGGGAAGGCAGAGAGAGUGUCGAAGUCUCCGGAACACAGCGCCGAGCCGAUUAGAACCUUCAUCAAAGCGAAGGAGUAUCUGUCAGACGCCCUCCUGGACAAGAAGGAUUCGUCAGAUUCUGGGGUGAGGUCUAACGAGAGUUCUCCUAACCACUCUCUUCACAACGAAGCGGCCGACGAUGCCCAGCUUGAGAAGGCGAAUCUCAUAGAGCUUGAAGAUGACAGCCACAGCGGAAAACGGGGCAUACCGCAUAGCCUGAGUGGCCUCCAAGAUCCCAUCGUCGCUCGCAUGUCCAUCUGCUCAGAAGACAAGAAGAGCCCUUCCGAGUGUAGCCUGAUCGCCAGCAGUCCUGAGGAGAGCUGGCCUGCGUGCCAGAAGGCCUACAACCUGAACCGCACCCCCAGCACGGCCACGCUCAACAACAACAGUGCCCCAGCCAACCGGGCCAAUCGGAAUUGCGACGAAACCGAGGGGAUCAGGGAAUCUUCUCAAGUCAUUCUGAGGUCUGGCUCCAGUUCCAACCCAACGGCUCUUCAGAAUGAAAAUCUAAAAAGCAUGGCGCAUAAGCGAAGCCAACGUUCCAGUUACACGAGGCUCUCCAAAGAGUCCUCGGAGCUCCAUGCAGUAGCUUCUUCUGAUAGUGCGGGUUUUGGAGAAGAAAGAGAAAGCAUUCUUUAAGAAAAGCCAGCUAAAGUAGAGUAGAUUGCUGUGCCCCGGCGACCGGGCAGGCCCGCGUGCACGUCGCGGGAUUUCCCUCCAUGAUCAUGGGUGACAGGGCCUUUGCAGAGACACAGACCCUGCCACAGAAGGACGCCUAGGGGCUGGCGGUCCCCAGGGAGCAGCCCCUUUGCCUUUGCAAUUAGGAACUUAAAAUCUCCCUGUCACAGUCAUGCCUCUCAUUAACACAUAACCCCAUAACAUCUUUUGAGAUAAGACCUGACUGUAAAGAUAGGUCAGAAAUAUUUUACUAAAUUUGAAAGGCUUAGUUUGCCAAAGGACAGAAAAGGCUAGGGACCCCUUUCGUAGAACAUUCAUUCAUCAAACAGGUGAGGGAAUAUGUGGCGGAAGACGAAGCAGAAGCAGGUUUUGCUCUGAAGGGGUUUAAUCUCAGUAAGAACGUCCAUGUUGUGUGGAGUGUUCCAGAGACUGGAGGCAAAAGCUCAGUGAAGUGAGAACCAUGUUCUGCGUGACAGACAAAUCGUUCGUCCGUCAGACAGAGGCUCUAAGUUUUAGGUGGGAAAUAUAUAAUGAGAGCUUAAAAGUUAACAGGCAGUGAGUCCACAGUGACCGAGGCAGGGUAACGAGGCCACUUUGAGCUGUUGGGAGAGGUCGAGGGAGGGGCCGGCCACUUCUGGGCACACCUCUCUCCAAAUCCCAGACCUGGCUUCCGGCACCUGUGCCCCAGAAGCCGCCUGAUCUGUUCUGCCGCUGUUCGAAAUUAUGUGCCAGCUCUUCUGGUGAGCUUAGCGUGAGAGGGAGAAACUGUGGGAGUCUUUUUCUAGAGAAUCAGGGAGACGUGGGUAAUGAUGGGACUAAUGUUCACUAAUUUAUGAAACGAGCGAGGAAGUCAUGACAUCCGAAAGGUCAGUGCCACUUGACAGACACAGCAACACUUAAUCAGGUAAAGCUAAAGCGUGGCCGUCCACACCAGGGCACAGUUGACCUGCUUCCUCUCGUAGACCAGCCGGCCAGUUCUGGGGGAGGAGCGCAAGAGAGAAAGUAAAUACAGAAAGGUUUAAAAACACAUAACAAAGCAAACAUUAAAAACAAAGAUAAAAUUGGUGUGAGUAUAAAAUUUUUCCUUCCCAUGAAUUGUCAGCAGGGUUGAGAGGGUGAUUGCAGUUAAGUGGGGGGCAGAUGUGCACUGUCUGGACGUGGCUUGUUUAUGGGGCGUCAAUUCCGGCAGUGUAUCGUAGGUCACAGAGAGGGUUCUAGAGGGUGGGGUCUCAGAGGGUCAUUUGCCAAGAUGUAGUGCUGCAUUUUCCAUGUUUAUCACUUAAUGGAUUUUCAUUAACGUGCUGAUUAAAUUAUUUAUUCGACCAGUCCGCACUAAAUAGCUGCUGUUCGUGUUUCAUUGCUCUGAUAUUUAAAUAUAAUCUUGCAUUUUCAUAAAGUGUUUGUCUUGCAUGACUUUAAAAACUGUUUUAAGCAAAUAAAAAGCAAGUUGUGACUAGCAUUAUAUAUUGAAGUGUUAACAUUUUAAUAUUUAUAGUGUUUAUUGGUUUGUAAGAUUGUAUAAUUAGUAAUCAUUUCAGAUCACUUGGUUUGUGUUUGGGUGAGUAGCAGCUUAAUGUCAUUGGAUUACAUUCUUGUUCCUGUUUGUGAAAUUAAUACCAGGGUAUUAAGUGUACAAAUAGAUCUAGCAAACAAUAAAAAAUUGCAUGCUA
This is a messenger RNA of Tupaia belangeri chinensis (Chinese tree shrew), 7144 nucleotides long. RefSeq names its product kinase D interacting substrate 220 (gene KIDINS220). Gene Ontology annotation, molecular function: PDZ domain binding; protein kinase regulator activity. The record is from RefSeq and is a predicted model, not a curated record. Gene Ontology annotation, biological process: nerve growth factor signaling pathway. Lineage: Eukaryota; Metazoa; Chordata; Mammalia; Scandentia; Tupaiidae.